Liolophura sinensis is the source of this 2256-nucleotide messenger RNA. RefSeq lists its product as uncharacterized. The transcript has 2 exons. Lineage: Eukaryota; Metazoa; Mollusca; Polyplacophora; Chitonida; Chitonidae. Bases 1 to 2256 code for a protein of 751 amino acids. The record is from RefSeq and is a predicted model, not a curated record.
AUGAACGGCAGUCCCGAGACCACUUCCAUACCCCACCCUACUCCCACCCAACCUCGUCCAGAGACCUCUCCCAUACCUCACUCUACUCUCACCAUCGCCCAACCUCGUCCCGAGACCUCUUCCAUACCCCACCCUACUCCCACCCAACCUCGUCCAGGGACCUCUUCCAUACCUCACUCUACUCUCACCAUCGCCCAACCUCGUCCCGAGACCUCUUCCAUACCCCACUCUACUCUCACCAUCGCCCAACCUCGUCCCGAGACCUCUACCAUACCCCACUCUACUCUCACCAUCGCCCAACCUCGUCCCGAGACCUCUUCCAUACCCCACCCUACUGUCACCCAACCCCGUCCAGAGACCUCUUCCAUACUCUCACCAUCGCCCAACCUCGUCCCGGGACCUCUUCCAUACCCCACUCUACUCUCACCAUCGCCCAACCUCGUCCCGAGACCUCUUCCAUACCCCACCCUACUCCCACCCAACCUCGUCCAGAGACCUCUUCCAUACCUCACUCUACUCUCACCCAACCUCGUCCAGAGACCUCUUCCAUACUCUCACCAUCGCCCAACCUCGUCCCGAGAACUCUUCCAUACCCCACCCUACUCCCACCCAACGUCGCCCCGAGACCUCUUCCAUACCCCACCCUACUCUCACCCAACCUCGUCCAGAGACCUCCUCCAUACCUCACUCUACUCUCACCAUCGCCCAACCUCUUCCCGAGGCCUCUUCCAUAUCCCACCCUACUCCCACCCAACCUCGUCCAGAGACCUCUUCCAUACCUCACUCUACUCUCACCAUCGCCCAACCUCUUCCCGAGACCUCUUCCAUACCCCACCCUACUCCCACCCAACUUCGUCCCGAGACCUCUUCCAUGCCCCACCCUACUCCCACCCAACCUCGUCCCGAGACCUCUUCCAUACCCCACCCUACUCCCACCCAACCUCGUCCAGAGACCUCUCCCAUACCUCACUCUACUCUCACCAUCGCCCAAUGUCGUCCAGAGACCACUUCCAUAACCAACCCUACUCCCACCCAACCUCGUCCAGAGAUCUCUUCCAUACCCCACCCUACUCCCACCCAACCUCGUCCCGAGACCUCUUCCAUACCCCACCCUACUCCCACCCAACCUCGUCCCGAGACCUCUUCCAUACCUCACUCUACUAUCACCAUCGCCCAACCUCGUCCAGAGACCUCUUCUAUACCCCACCCUACUCCCACCCAACCUCGUCCAGAGACCUCUUCCACACCCCACCCUACUCCCACCUAACCUCGUCCAGAGACCUCUUCCAUACCUCACUCUACUCUCACCCAACCUCGUCCAGAGACCUCUUCCAUACCUCACUCUACUCUCACCAUCGCCCAACCUCGUCCCGAGGCCUCUUCCAUACCACACCCUACUCUCACCCAACCUCGUCCAGAGACCUCUUCCAUACCUCACUCUACUAUCACUAUCGCCCAACCUCGUCCAGAGACCUCUUCCAUACACCACCCUACUCCCACCCAACCUCGUCCCGAGACCUCUUCCAUACCUCACUCUACUCUCACCCAACCUCGUCCCGAGACCUCUUCCAUACCUCACUCUACUCUCACCAUCGCCCAACCUCUUCCCGAGGCCUCUUCCAUACCCCACCCUACUCCCACCCAACCUCGUCCCGAGACCUCUUCCAUACCCCACCCUACUUCCUACUGGGACCUGGUCACAACCAACAAACCUCGCAGCCUGCUGCAGCCAACCAACCUCGCAGCCUGGUCACAGCCAACCAACCUGAUCGCAGUUUGGUACCAACCAACCAGCCUCGCAGCCUGGUCACAACCAACCAACCUGAUCGCAGCCUGGUCACAGCCAACCAACCUGAUCGCAGCCUGGUCACAACCAACAAACCUCGCAGCCUGGUCACAGCCAACCAACCUGAUCGCAGCCUGAUCACAGCCAACCAACCUCGCAGCCUGGUCACAGCAAACCAACCUGAUCGCAGCCUGAUCACAGCCAACCAACCUCGCAGCCUGGUCACAGCCAACCAAACCCACAGCCUGGUCACAGCCAACCAACCUGAUCGCAGCCUGGUCACAGCCAAACAACCCCACAGCCUGGUCACAGCCAACCAAACUCGCAGCCUAGCCACAGCCAACCAACCUGAUCGCAGCCUAGUCACAGCCAACCAACCUGAUCGAAGCCUGGUCACAGCCAACCAAUCUCGCAGCCUGGUCACAGCCAACAAACCUUGCAGCCUAAUUACAGCCUCACACUUCCACUGA